AGUGGCCAAUUGGGAGAGGGGAGGGGCGAGCCGGCGCCGCCGAAGAGCCAAUGGCAGGUGCGGGGGAUGACGCCACGGACAUGGUGGCCGAGACCGGCGGGGUGGGGGACGUGUCGCGCGGCCGGGUGGCCUCGGUCGGUAUCCUGGGCGCGGAGCAGCUGCCUCAUUAGUAUUCGUACCCACGAGGCGGCGCAGCGGGCCCUCGGGGAGAGCGAGCGUCGCGGCCAUGGCUUAUCACUCGGGCUACGGAGCCCACGGCUCCAAGCACAGGGCCCGGGCAGCCCCGGAUCCCCCUCCCCUCUUCGAUGACACAAGCGGUGGUUAUUCCAGCCAGCCCGGGGGAUACCCAGCCUCAGGAGCAGACGUGGUCUUCAGUGUCAAUCACUUGCUUGGGGACCCAAUGGCCAAUGUGGCUAUGGCCUAUGGCAGCUCCAUCGCAUCCCACGGGAAGGACAUGGUGCACAAGGAGCUGCACCGUUUUGUGUCUGUGAGCAAACUCAAGUAUUUUUUUGCUGUGGACACAGCCUACGUGGCCAAGAAGCUAGGGCUGCUGGUCUUCCCCUACACACACCAGAACUGGGAAGUGCAGUACAGUCGUGAUGUUCCUCUGCCCCCCCGGCAAGACCUCAACGCCCCUGACCUCUAUAUCCCCACGAUGGCCUUCAUUACUUACGUGCUCCUGGCUGGGAUGGCACUGGGCAUUCAGAAAAGGUUCUCCCCGGAGGUGCUGGGCCUGUGUGCAAGCACGGCGCUGGUGUGGGUGGUGAUGGAGGUGCUGGCCCUGCUCCUGGGCCUCUACCUGGCCACCGUGCGCAGUGACCUGAGCACCUUUCACCUGCUGGCCUACAGUGGCUACAAAUACGUGGGAAUGAUCCUCAGUGUGCUCACGGGGCUGCUGUUCGGCAGCGAUGGCUACUACGUGGCGCUGGCCUGGACCUCAUCGGCGCUCAUGUACUUCAUUGUGCGCUCUUUGCGGACAGCAGCCCUGGGCCCCGACAGCAUGGGGGGCCCCGUCCCCCGGCAGCGUCUCCAGCUCUACCUGACUCUGGGAGCUGCAGCCUUCCAGCCCCUCAUCAUAUACUGGCUGACUUUCCACCUGGUCUGGUGACCCCCUGGCCCCAGAUGGCACUGAGUUUUUCAUUCAUUGAAGAUUUGAUUUCCUUGA
This is a messenger RNA of Gorilla gorilla gorilla (western lowland gorilla), 1165 nucleotides long. RefSeq names its product Yip1 interacting factor homolog A, membrane trafficking protein (gene YIF1A). The coding region runs from base 227 to 1108 and encodes 293 amino acids. The transcript has 8 exons. The record is from RefSeq and is a predicted model, not a curated record. NCBI's taxonomy places the organism in Eukaryota, Metazoa, Chordata, Mammalia, Primates, Hominidae. Gene Ontology annotation, biological process: endoplasmic reticulum to Golgi vesicle-mediated transport. Gene Ontology annotation, cellular component: Golgi membrane; endoplasmic reticulum membrane; endoplasmic reticulum-Golgi intermediate compartment.